UCUGAAGAGCUGCAAAUGAUACAACUAGAAACCAACAUCACCACCAUACCAUCGCCGAUCCUCAUCUGGCACUCACCACCACCUCACCCAAGUACAUCUGAUCUUCAUCCAUCACCCACCAUCAGAAGAACCACCACCACCACCAACGCUGCAACCAGUAUCUCUGAUCUUCAUCCAUCACCCACCACCACCAUCACCACCUGACCCAGAAUCUCUGAUUAUCAUCCGUCACCCACCACCACCACCACCACCAUUGCCUCACCACUUAUCUCUGAUUUUCAUCCAUCACCCACCAUUGGCAUUGCCACCACCAUCUCCGUCACCCACCACCACCACCAGCACUCGAAGCACUCCGUCAUCUCCACCGCCACCAUCACCAUGGAGUGGAACUCAUCAUCGUCGCCGCCGUGGUCGUCAGAGGCGCCCGGCCCCGGCACGCUCAUCGUGAUCGCCGGCCUGCUGCGAGAGCCGGCCGGCACGCGGCCGCUCGUCUUCACCGUCGUCCUCCUCCUCUUCGCGGUGGCGCUCGUCGGCAACCUGCUGCUGUGCGCAGCCAUCUACCGCGACCCGCGCCUCCACAGGCCCAUGUUCAUCCUGCUCGCCAACCUGGCCAUCAGCGACGUCGUCGGCUGCUCCGCCACGCUGCCGCGCAUCAUGCGCGACCUGGCGGCGCCCAACCUCAUCACGGUGGGCGAGUGCGUCGCCCAGAUGCUCGCCAUCCACUUCUACCGCGCCCUCGAGUGCUUCGUGCUCUCGGCGAUGGCCCUCGACCGCUACGCGGCCGUCUGCAGGCCCCUGCGCUACCACGGCGUGGCCACCAACGGGCGGGCCCUCGCCGUGGCCGCGGCGGCCGCGGCCGCCGCGGCCGCGGCCGUCGCCCCGCUGUUGGCGCUCGCCCUUCGCCUGCAGCUGACCGACUGCCCGCGUCCCAAGCUGGUGCCGUCCGCCCACUGCGACAACAUCGCGCUGGUCAACAUGGCCUGCAGCGACGGCGGCGUCAACAACGCGUAUGGGGUGGCGCUCACCGCCCUCACCGUGGGCUCGUCGCUCGCCGCCGUCGCCUUCUCCUACGCCUGCAUCGUCCGCGAGUGCCUGGCGAGGCGCGGCCGCGGCGACCCGUCUUCGAGCGGCGCCGCCGCCUUCGGAAAGUCCGCUAGGAGCGCCUCCACAGUCGGUCCCAGCAGAAGCACCACCACCACCACCAACACCACCAACAAAAACACCGCCACCGAGAACACCUCCACAGUCGGUCCCAACACCACCACCACCACCACCCGUAGGAACACCUCCACAAUCUGUCCCAGCGCCACCAACACCACCACCACCACCGGAAACACCUCCGCAGUCGGUCCCAGCACCUCCAACACCACCAACACCACCAACACCACCGCCAGAAGCACAUCCGCGGUCGGUUCCAGCACUACCGCCGCUGCCGCCACCACCGCCACCACGGGUGGCUCCCCCGCCGUCGCGCCCAAGACCCCCGUCGCCGUCCCAGGCGGCACCGCCAGUGCCCCCGUCGCUGGCAAGGGCAGCAGUGGGCAGCACAGCAGGGCGGUGAGCACGUGCGUCACCCACCUGCUGGUGCUCGCCGUCUUCUACGCUCCGCUCCUCUUCGCGGUCGUCUACAACCGCGUGGACAAGCUCUUCCCAAUGCCCGACACGACCCGCUCGGCCCUCACGUGCCUCUUCUACACGGCGCCGCCCGCGCUCAACCCCGUCAUCUAUGGCCUGCGCACGGGCGCCAUCAGGCGCGCCGUGGUCGCGAUGGUGCCGCGCCACCGGACGGUGAAGGGUUCCCAGAGCUCCACCCUGAGCCUGGUCCCCAGAUCUGUGUAAUGAUCGCGAUGGUGGCGGUGGUGGUGGUGGU
Molecule: messenger RNA, 1870 nt
Organism: Petromyzon marinus (sea lamprey)
Lineage: Eukaryota; Metazoa; Chordata; Hyperoartia; Petromyzontiformes; Petromyzontidae
Biological process (GO): detection of chemical stimulus involved in sensory perception of smell; G protein-coupled receptor signaling pathway
Cellular component (GO): membrane
Molecular function (GO): G protein-coupled receptor activity; olfactory receptor activity; odorant binding
Source: RefSeq, a predicted model, not a curated record